GAAAGCAGCUAGCCAGCCAAGACUCUCUCUGUCGGCUAAUUAGAUAGACAGAAGAACACCGACCUGGAGAGGGGGGAAAUAAAGACAAGAGAAGUUGUUUUAGCCUGGUGCUGCUCAAAGGCAGACUGACAAUGGAAGAGACAUACCUUCUGAACUAUCCAGGAGUCAGGAAGAAGAUUCUGAGUGGAGGCACCGGGCCGAUGCCACACUUUCCACCUGGAACCAAGCUGGUGUUCCACUUCCAGACGUUACUGGACAACUUUGAGCGCACGGUGGUGGACGACAGCCGGCUGGCUGGAAGGCCAGCGGAGAUAUUUGUGGGAAAGAUGUUCAAGAUGGAAGUGUGGGAGACCCUGCUGACGUCCAUGAGGGUCGGCGAGGUGGCCGAGUUCUGGUGUGAUGCAGUUCACACAGGGCUGUACCCGAUCGUGUCCAAGGGAAUGAGACUGAUCGCUCAGGGGAAGGACCCCCUGGAGAGCCAGAGACACAUGUGUGGCAUGGGAAACCUGUUCCACUAUCACUCCACCGGCUUCCCAGAGCUGGACGAGCUAAUGAGAACUCCACAGCCGCUGAUUUUUAUCAUGGAGCUGCUGCAGGUGGGAGACCCCAUGUCUUACUACAGAGAGUCGUGGAUGAUGGAGAAGGAUGAGAAGCUGCAGACGGUGCCAGUUCUCCACAUGCAGGGCAACUCGCUGGUCAAGCAGAGGCAAUUCAGGGAAGCCGCCAGCAAGUACAAAGAGGCCGUCCUGCUGCUGAAAACGGUCCAGUCCAGAGAGAUGCCGGGUGAUAUAGACUACAUUAACUUGGGUCGAAUGAUCGUCCCCCUGGAGUUGAACUACUGCCAGUGUAUGCUGGAGCUGGAGGAGUAUUAUGAAGUUAUAGAGCACACGACUGAACUGCUGGAGAAGCACAAAGACUGUGUGAAGGGCUACUACAAGAGAGCCAAGGCUCAUGCUGCUGUGUGGAAUGAAAAGGAGGCCCGGAGAGACUUCCACAUGGUGGCCCAGCUGGACGUCACUCUGGCCUCCCUGGUGCAUCGAGAGCUGAAGGCGCUGUCGGAGCGCAUGAAGGAGAAAUACUGGGAGGAGAGGGAGAAGUACUGGAACAUGCUGGACAAGAAGGAAACUGGAAGGGAGGAGGAGGAGGAGGAGGAGGAGGAGGAAGCCGAUGAACGCGCGAGCAGCGACUGUAAAGAGGAAGAAUCUCAACCUAAAGGUGAAGUUGGAGGGAUGGAGGACGACAAAGGCGACAAAGAGGAAGCGAGCUCGUCUGAGGCCGAGGCCGGCGCUCCGGACAAAAGCCAAGGGAAGGACUGGCAGCAGAUGCUGCGGCUGAUCCUGCUGCUGCAGAGCGAAGGGAGCUUCCUCAUCAGAGAGAAACGCUUCCAGGAGGCGUCUGUAAAGUUGAAGGAGGCCGUGGAAUAUGUGGACACCCUUCAGAAUACGGUGGAUCGACGAGGCGAAGACUGGGAGUCGCUGGAGAAGGUGCGCCUCCCGCUCACUCUCAACCUCAGCCAGUGCAUGCUGGAGCUGAAACAGUACCAGGAAGUGGUGGAGCUCAACUCCAAGCUGCUGAGGACGCAUGAGGGCAACUUUAAGGCCGUGUACCAGCGAGCGCGAGCGCACGCCGCUUUGUGCAACGAGGACGAAGCUCGGAGGGACUUGGAAGCGGUGGAGAAGUUGGACCCGAAGUUCAAACCCUUCGUCCGGCAGGAGUUGAAAAAGCUCUGCGCCCGCCUCCGCACUGCGCACGCCCUGCAGAACAAGACUUACUGGGACACGACGCAGGAGAAGUGGGGCCCCGGCGGAAGCAAGGCCAAGGGGGGUGCGAGAAAGAAGAAUGGGAAGGCUUCCCAGAAAGCCACCGCACAUGAAAGUGAAGCCGACAAGAACUCAGAUGAGAGUCAGAUAGAACGGGAGAAAGGCACAGAGAGCGCUGCUGCUGCUGCCGCUGAGACAGAGAGAGACGAUGAUGCAAAAGGAGAGGUGGGAGAGCACAGUAAUAAAGUCCUGGACGGUGGGAGAGAGAGUGAAGAGGGGUCAGAUAAUGAGAAUAUAGAGUGUGCUGCGGUUCGCGGGGACGGGCAGGGUCUACCAGAUAAUCACACCGCAGAUAAAGAUAGCAAUCCGGUGCCCACCAGCACCGGCCACGAUAAUGUAGUGUGCAAGAGAUCAGCAUGCGAUAAGAGCCGGGAGAAGGUCAAAUGCCAAUCAAAUGCAGCAGCGGGCCCCAGCGAAGCAGGCCGGGGGAUCAGCGUCGCCAGCGAUAAGACAGGAGACAGUGGAGCGCAAUCAGAGUAGAGCAGAGCACAGCGAGGGGCUGAAGGGACCUGGAAACCCGAAGAAAAGCAAUAUGGAUGCAGAAGGUGAACCAAGACAGGUGAUAAAACGCCAAGCCUCCGGUCCCCGAAGGAAAUAUUGAUUCUGCCACCUAUAAAUCCAAAAAUAUAACUAAUAUAUUCGGCACGUGGCGAGUUUCAUUAUGCAAACCUCAGAGGGACUGAUACAAAGCACAGGCAGACAGAGAGUUUGCCAAAUACAAAGUUGUUUUAUUUCUGUACACAAAGAGUAGAAAGCAGCCAGUAGCCCACUUGUUGUUACAGUAAAAAGCCUUUCAUCAGAAAACUUCGUUUUUUUACAGAUUAAAAACUCCAGAGAAAAGUCAGCAAGACGUGUUUGAGUGCCGGACGGUAACAUGAACUCCAAACCGAGAUUAAUGAGGUAUUAAUGGUGAUAAAAAAAAAACAGUAAGGUAUGAGUGUGUAUAUAUGUCUUAGUGUCAACGCCUUGAGGUUAGGUGAUUCAUCGCCCUAUGAUGUCAUGUGGCACACAUUACAAGCUCAGAUGCAUUACAUCGAAAACGCGGAGGAGGAGGAGGGUUCGUCGCAAACGCGGGAGCGCGACGAUGCCGGGGCACUGAGCUCAGCGGCUACAUGCAGCAACGAAGCGCCCGUGGGGUCACUCCCGCCUCCUUCAGCCACGGGGAGCAGGGUGUGUGUGGCGCCGGGGAGCCGGUCCUCCGAUGCUGGGAUGAACUCCAUGCAGCGAGUCCGUCGCGCCGCCGCCGAGUGCAUUUGUUUCAGUUCGCCUCCUCCGACAAUGAGCAUCGCUACGGGGAGAAGCCUCCCGUUCUUCUGUCACACGGCAUCGCUGAUGCAUCGUAGAGAGACGGGACUGUGAGGGCGCUGAUCAAUGCGUGAUGGGAUGUGAGAGUACCAAUAAAUAAACAUACAGUA
Molecule: messenger RNA, 3235 nt
Organism: Betta splendens (Siamese fighting fish)
Lineage: Eukaryota; Metazoa; Chordata; Actinopteri; Anabantiformes; Osphronemidae
Product: aryl-hydrocarbon-interacting protein-like 1
Exons: 8
Coding region: 132-2300 (722 amino acids)
Molecular function (GO): peptidyl-prolyl cis-trans isomerase activity; protein binding
Source: RefSeq, a predicted model, not a curated record